AUGCUCGUUGAGUCGGGCGACAGAGAUGCAAGUAUAGUCCGCGCUCAAGAUUACCGAGCUCAGAGUGAAGAAGGCCUACCUUUGCCAUCGGUGGUGGACCUAUCAAUGAAGGCCGCCAUUUAUAACGGCGUGUUCGAUGCCAGCAAUCAAGCCAAUUCUGGUACUGAGCAUCAUUGCUCGACAGGAAAACUUUCACCUUCGCUGGACGAAUAUGAGGCUUCAGCGGUCCGAUUCUCUGCUCUGUAUUCUAAACCAAUCGAUGAUUCCUACGACGCACAAGCAUGGGAAUGCGCCUUGUAUUAUUGUGUUAAUGAAUACAGCGCUUCGGUCAACAAUGGCGAUUUCUUCCAAACCAUUGAAAAAGCAUGGCGUAAUGAUUCUGCAUCUUUGUCUCAGGAGGAGGAUCUCAUCUACAGACCUCCGAAAUCGUUCAUCAACAUAACGGCGAACAGCUCGGAAUUUCACGUGGGCCACCUGGCGGCGAAAGCUCUGAAUAGCUUCUUGACCAGUGCCUUCACAGGCAGUGGUGGGAUCGAAGAUCCAGACGCAGGCUCAUAUUUCUCGUCAGAUGUCAUUCACGCAUUUUACGAAACCGAUGAUCUUCCCACGCGAAUUGACAAUCUCGCGAUCUCAAUGUCGAACAAUAUACGUCAACAGAACAAUAGCGGGUCUCAGCCAUUUCAAGGAAAAGCAAUGAAAGGUCAAACUCAUUUGCAGGUUCGAUGGGCUUGGCUUGCUUAUCCGGCAGUACUACUAGCCAUCACACUAGUAUACCUGACCUGCGUCAUGAUCCAAACAAGAAGGGGGCGUAUCUUAGUAUGGAAAUCUUCUUCUCUUGCGCUCCUCUUCCACGGUCAGCAGCUCCAUCUAGGUGGGAACGAUUCAUUGCCGGCAGAUACGUUGAGCGCCAUGGGCAAGAAGGCUUCUGAUAUGCAAAUUGGUCUGUCUCAAAAUGAUGAUGGUAGGUGGCGGCUUGUGCAGAUUUAG
Messenger RNA from Bacidia gigantensis, 987 nucleotides. RefSeq lists its product as uncharacterized. The transcript has 3 exons. Bases 1 to 987 code for a protein of 328 amino acids. NCBI's taxonomy places the organism in Eukaryota, Fungi, Ascomycota, Lecanoromycetes, Lecanorales, Ramalinaceae. The record is from RefSeq and is a predicted model, not a curated record.